Molecule: messenger RNA, 1085 nt
Organism: Ornithorhynchus anatinus (platypus)
Lineage: Eukaryota; Metazoa; Chordata; Mammalia; Monotremata; Ornithorhynchidae
Product: membrane-spanning 4-domains subfamily A member 4A-like
Exons: 7
Coding region: 288-953 (221 amino acids)
Cellular component (GO): membrane
Source: RefSeq, a predicted model, not a curated record
CUCGUAAGGAACUAUCUUCCAGUAGCUCCUCCACUUUGACCAGCCGCUGCUGAUUAAGGAAAGGAGAAUACAGAGUGGAGAGCUGCCAGAGCCAGGAGGAAACCUCAAUAAAAACAAAAACGCCCACGGAAGCGAGGAAGGUGAGGAGAGGUACUGACUGGAAAGACGGGCAACUCAGGAAAGUCCUGCCAACUGGUGUGAGGGAAUAGGAGGAGCCGCUGACUUUCUCCAGUGACCCAUGAUCACACACUGAAGGACUACGGUUUCUGAGCACUGACCAUAACGUCAUGGAGUCACAGCCUACGCCCAAUGGGGUGUUCAUAAGCUUUACCCAACCCGGUGUUCACAUUACACAACCAGGUCAAGCAGUGGCUUCCAAUUCUUCCAACCAACCGAAUGGCACCCUACAGAAAUUCCUUAAGGGAGAGCCAAAAGUCCUAGGGGCCUUCCAGAUCCUGAUUGCUCUGGUGACCCUCAUCUGUGGAAUAGUUAUGUUAACAAGCAUCUAUAUUCCCUAUGUGGGGUUUUCAGGGUAUUCGAUAUGUGGAAGCAUAUUUUUCAUCGUUUCAGGAUCCCUCUCGGUUGCAGCUGAAAAAAAACCCACAAAAAGUCUGAUUCAUGGCAGCCUGGCAAUGAAUAUAAUAAGCAUCGUAAUCUCCGGGAGCGGGAUUAUUAUCAUCUCAAUAUGUCUGGCCAUCAAUCCAUACUCGUUGUACCAUGCCCCCUUUAUCUAUGGCCUUUUCUCUAUAGAGCUCAUCUUAACUAUUCUGGAAUUCUGCAUCACGAUGUCCCUCUCAAUCUAUGGGUGCAAGGCAGUUUGUGAUGACUCUAAUCAGAUUGUGAUUUACCUGACUGCUAAUUCCCAAGGGCCAGGAUUGACAACCCAAGAAAGUGACUAUGAACGGCUGACAAGUCAUCCCCCGAAUUAUGAGGAUUUAACAUCCAAGAAAUGACAUUCUCCUGACUGCAACGUGACCUGGUCAACGGUCAAAUCCAUCCGAAAGCCCCUUCCCCUUAACACCCGAUUAAUAAGUCUACAACAGAUGAGGUCUGUACUAAAAAAUGAAUGAAUUCUGCAAAUGUGU